Molecule: messenger RNA, 1316 nt
Organism: Cetraspora pellucida
Lineage: Eukaryota; Fungi; Glomeromycota; Glomeromycetes; Diversisporales; Gigasporaceae
Source: the annotation of a GenBank genome assembly
AAGAAAUUAUUACUACAAUUAAAAAGAAAAUUACUAAUAAGAAGCUUCAAUCGCCUGACCUUUCAUCAACCCGUGACUAUCUUUCUAAACAAAUUGGUGAUGCCGAUGCUGAAAAAGAAUUAUUGGAUUGUGCUGAUGAAUAUGUAAUUGAUAAAACUACAUAUAGAGUAAUUGAGGAAAAUAAACGAGAAAUAAUUGAUCAAAAUAAAGAUGAAAUACCGAAAGAACAUCCGAAAACUAAAGCUAAAAGCUUUAUCGGCGGUCUUUAUAAUGGAGCUGUUAAACUUGGAGAAAAAAUUGAGAGUAUCCUUCCAUUUAAGAAAGAUAAAGAACCUGAUGAUCAUGAGAAAGCGGAAGCACUUAUAAUUGUUGAGGAAUCAGCCUCUCCCGAAAAAUGUGAAGAAAUCGUUGCGGAUCAAAAAGAUGAUGGUUGUAUUGAAUUAAGCGAUAUAGUUUGUGACGAACUAGAUGCACCUAAGGAAGAAAUUAUCACAACAAUUCAACCAAAACUUACAAAUAAGAAGCUUCAAUUACCCAAUCUUCCAUCAAUUCUUUCAACUGCUAUUAACCUAUCAUACCUUAAAAAAGCUGCACCUAAACAUGAAGGUAUAUGGAAAGAUAAACAUGAUAAAGCCCGUAAAUAUCUCUCAGACCAAAUAGGAGAUGAAGAUGCCGAAAAAGAACUUUUAGACUGUGCGAAUGAUUAUGUAGUCGAUAAUUGUAUUAAGAAGGUGAUUAAAGAUAAAAAGAGAAAUGCAGUCGCUACGGUGCAAGAGUCUAUCACACCAGAAAAAUGUGAUGACAUAGUGUCUAAUCAAAAUAAUGAUGGAUCUUUUGAAGUUAGCAAAACAAUUUGUAAAGAAAUAGAUGUUCCAGUUACCAAUGUAGUAACUGAAGUGAAAAAAUGCACACAAAAUCCAAAACUUAGAUCUCCAAAAUCAGAACCAUGGUGGAAGACAGCACUUGCUACUAGCUACCUUAAUAUUGCCGCACCACAUCAUAAAAAACAAUGGGAAGAUAAACAUGAUAAAGCUCGUAAAUACCUUUCUGAUCAAAUUGGAGAUGCUGAUGCUGAAAAAGAAUUAUUAGAUUGCACUGAUAAAUAUAUCAUUGAAAACAUUACUAAAAAGGUUGAAAAAGAUCAUAAGAAAGAAGCUGCAAUUGUUGUUGUUCAAGAGUCGGCUUCUCCCGAUAAACAUGGAGAAAUUGUACCUAAACAAAAAGACGAUGGCAGCAUUGAAAUUGAUGAUUCAAUAUGUAAGGAAUUGCAUGCUCCUAAAGAAGAAAUUAAUACCACUAAUAUUGGUAAGAUUUAA